UUAUUCGCACGGGAACGACUAUACGCAAUAGGAAACUGAGAUAAACAGCCCACUCCACAGUGACAGUGGUCUUAAAUUGAUAAACAACUGAUUAGCAAAUGUUUAUGUCUGUUUAUUUCUAAAUAAUAGUAAAAGAUAUUCUUUAAUAAUUUUAAAACUAUGUCUUCUGCAUUUGUUCGUGUACCAUGGUAGGAAGUUUGAUGUAGCGUGACCUCGAGUACUGUAGAUGUUGGGAUAAAUCAAAGAUACUUGUAGCAAGAUACUUCUGACCUUUACAGUGAUUCUCUAUUUCCUGUGUGGUCGUCAUGUCCCAGCCGUCCAUCUCGCUGAACACAGGGGCACAGAUGCCUCUGCUGGGCCUGGGCACUUUCCGGCUGCGCGGCUCGGAGGAGGUCCACCGGGCUGUGGAUGCGGCGCUCGCUGCCGGCUACCGUGCUUUUGACACGGCGACUGUGUACCGAAACGAGGCUGACCUGGGCCGUGCACUGCGUGAGCUGCUGCCCAAGUACAGGCUAACACGGGGUGACAUAUUUCUCACUAGCAAGCUGGGACCCCGAGAUCAGGGUCCCAGCGCUAGAGAGGCGUGUCUACAAAGCCUCAUGCAGCUCGGGUUCGAGUACAUCGACCUGUACCUGAUCCACUGGCCGGGUACUCAGGGGCUGGCCGUGGGCGAUGGCCAUAAUAUGAAGAAUCGCACCCAGAGCUGGAGGGUGCUUGAGGAGUUCCAUGCCAGUGGGCAUUUCCGUGCCAUCGGAGUGUCGAAUUAUACCCCAAAGCACUUGCAGGGGCUUCUCCAAGCCUGCAGGGUGCCCCCUGCUGUCCUCCAAGUAGAGUUUCACCCUAAGUUGGCCCAGAAAGAGCUCAGGGAGUUGUGUGGGAAUGCUGGCAUCUGCUUUCAGGCCUACUCCUCCCUCGGGACAGGGACCCUAGUGACGGAGCCAGUGGUUUUGUCUGUGGCCGACGGGUGCAGACACAGCCCUGCGCAGGUGCUGCUUCGAUGGGCAGUGCAGCAGGGUGUGCCCGUGCUGCCCAAAUCCUCACGGCCAGAGAAGCUGCUGGAAAACGCACAGAUCUUUGACUUUGAGCUGAGCGAAACGGAGAUGAGGAGACUGUCUGACCUCGACUGUGGGUUGAAAUACUGCUGGGACCCUUCAUCUGUGGUGUAGGAUUGUAGCAAGGGCUGCUCUUUGCUCUUUAGGAAGAUCUAGUGGUGGCUUAUUCCCCUAUUUGGGUGUGCAGCCUCAAGACAGGUUUACAACCUUUUGACACAGAAGCAAGCCUUUUUUUUGGUAUUCAGUUGCUGCCUGUAUCCAAAAACUAGUUUUGCGGACCAAAGUUUAAGUACCUCAGUCUGAAUUCUUCUUGACUCUACAGAAGCACUGUUUUACUGUUGAUGCUGAAGUACAGAAAUACAUGGGUACAUACUUGAAAGUAGUCUAUUGUUUGUGGGAAAAACACUAAUCACAAAGUAAACAUUUUUGUACAAUCAGGAUCUGAAAAUGCAAAGCCAUUUUGUAUUUUUUAAAAGUGGAAAUAAAGGCAGUUCUUCAGCUUAUUUCA
Paramormyrops kingsleyae is the source of this 1560-nucleotide messenger RNA. RefSeq lists its product as uncharacterized. Lineage: Eukaryota; Metazoa; Chordata; Actinopteri; Osteoglossiformes; Mormyridae. The record is from RefSeq and is a predicted model, not a curated record.